Molecule: messenger RNA, 2460 nt
Organism: Cucurbita pepo subsp. pepo (vegetable marrow)
Lineage: Eukaryota; Viridiplantae; Streptophyta; Magnoliopsida; Cucurbitales; Cucurbitaceae
Source: RefSeq, a predicted model, not a curated record
UCUGGCCAUCAAUUAUUGCAAUUCCCAGCCACAGAAAAUGAAGAAAAAGGGGGAACGAGAGAAUGAGAUGAUCCAAACAGAAGAAGAAAACCCUUUGAAAGAGUCGAGAGAUUUGUGAAGUAAAUGCAGUUUCAAGAGAAAAUCGCCUAUCAUUCUCUUAACCUCAAACGUCUGAUUCUCAUUGUUUUCCCUCUCACAGACGGAAUCGAACUGAAAAUUAAGUUCCCAAAAUGGGAAACGGAGCCGUGUGAGAAGCGAUCGGAGCAGGUAUCAAUGAGCAAUUAAUGAUGCUAAAGGCGGUGGACAGGUUUUGGGAAGUUUAUACUCAUUCAGUUGAUUUAGAGGAGAUUUAGAGGAAGAAUGGGUACCUCUCUGUUUUCUUCUCCCUUUGUUCAUCCUCAGCUUCAGCAGAUUGUGGCCAAGAUGACUCUACUGGAUACCCUACUGUUUUAUGUAGUUCAUUUUGUGGACAAGCUUGGGUUAUGGCAUAGGAUGCCGGUGUUUAUGGGGCUUGCUUAUUUGGGGCUUAGAAGGCACUUACACCAGCGGUAUAAUCUGUUGCAUGUUGGAUCGUUGUAUGGCCAAAAGUAUGAUCAUCAACAGUUCUGCUAUAGAACGGCUGAUGGAAGUUGUAAUCACCCUUCUGAUAGUGUGGUUGGUAGCCAGGGGACUUUCUUUGGCCGCAACAUGCCUCCAUCUACUUCUCCUUAUGGGGUACUUGAUCCUCAUCCAACAGUUGUGGCCUCAAAGCUACUGGAAAGGAAGAAGUACAUUGACAAUGGCAAGCAAUUCAAUAUGAUAGCUUGCUCGUGGAUACAGUUCAUGAUUCAUGACUGGAUUGAUCAUUUGGAGGAUACCAAACAGGUGGAACUUAGAGUGCCUGAUGAAGUUGCAAAUGGUUGUCCAUUGAAGUCAUUCAAGUUCUUUAGGACCAAGGUGGUUUCAACGGGUUCACCUUACCUCAAGACUGGGACUCUAAACACAAGAACACCUUGGUGGGAUGGAAGUGUAAUAUAUGGCAACAAUGAGGAGGGGAUGAGGAGAGUAAGGGCAUUCCAAGACGGAAAAAUGAAGAUCGCAGGAGAUGGGCUUCUCGAGCAUGAUGAAAAAGGCAUACCCAUCUCUGGAGAUGUUCGGAAUUGUUGGGCUGGUUUUUCCCUUUUACAAGCUCUGUUCGUCAAGGAGCAUAAUGCUGUAUGUGAUAUGCUAAAAGAGCGUUACCCAGACUUCGACGAUGAGCAGCUCUAUAGGCAUGCUAGAUUGGUGACUUCAGCUGUAAUUGCUAAAAUCCACACCAUUGAUUGGACUGUAGAACUUUUAAAGACUGAAACUCUUCUAGCAGGAAUGAGAAUUAACUGGUAUGGAUUUCUGGGAAAGAAGUUUAAGGAUUCGUUUGGACACAUUUGUGGACCAGUACUCAGUGGAUUGGUUGGUCUAAAGAAGCCAAGGGAUCAUGGAAUUCCAUAUUCACUAACAGAAGAGUUUGUGAGCGUCUACCGAAUGCACUGUCUUCUGCCCGACAAAUUAGCUAUCAGGGACUUGGAUUCCACCAACUCAGAUUAUAGCGACCCUCGUGUCAUUGAAGAGGUGCCUAUGGAGGAAUUGGUGGGAAAAGAAGGUGAGAAAAGGCUGGUAAAAUUCGGAAUGGAGCAAAUGUUGGUAUCAAUGGGUCAUCAAGCAUGUGGAUCUCUCUCUCUCUGGAACUAUCCAUCAUGGAUGAGAAACCUUAUUGCCCACGAUGUCGACGGGGAUGACAGACCAGAUCCAGUUGACAUGGCUGCCAUGGAAAUUUUCAGGGAUAGAGAGAGAGGCGUUGCAAGAUACAACGAGUUUCGGAGGAAUUUAUUGAUGAUUCCCAUAAGCAAAUGGGAAGACUUGACAGAUGAUGAAGAAGUUGUGAGUGCCCUUGAAGAGGUGUAUGGCAAUGAUGUUGAGAAGCUGGAUCUUCUUGUUGGAUUACAUGCUGAGAAGAAGAUUAAAGGGUUUGCAAUCAGUGAGACUGCCUUUUUCAUUUUCCUUCUCAUUGCUUCAAGGAGGCUGGAGGCUGAUCGUUUCUUUACAACAAAUUUCAACUCGAAAACCUACACAGAGGAAGGUCUGGAAUGGGUUAACAGGACAGAGACAUUGAAGGACGUAAUUGAUAGGCAUUUCCCUGAGAUGACAAAGAGAUGGAUGAGGUGUUCAAGUGCAUUCUCCGUCUGGGAUUCUUUGCCAAACCCAACAAACUACAUUCCCUUGUAUCUCAGACCAGCCACAUGAAUAAUUUCCAUCUCACCUAACCUUUUCAAGGCGGACCUGCAUAAAAUGUAUCUACUUCUAGCAUCCAAAAAUUAGCUCACAAGAAGAUGCACCGAUGGAUAUACUUGAAGGCAAUGAUAUGUAUAUACAUACAUAUUGAGGUUGCAUUUCAAUGCUUUUCGCUGUUGCAUAGUCCUAUAUGAAAUAUUUGUUUUGUGAUCA